Molecule: messenger RNA, 3811 nt
Organism: Eremomyces bilateralis CBS 781.70
Lineage: Eukaryota; Fungi; Ascomycota; Dothideomycetes; Eremomycetales; Eremomycetaceae
Product: glycine dehydrogenase-like protein
Exons: 2
Coding region: 388-3570 (1060 amino acids)
Biological process (GO): glycine decarboxylation via glycine cleavage system
Cellular component (GO): glycine cleavage complex; mitochondrion
Molecular function (GO): glycine dehydrogenase (decarboxylating) activity; pyridoxal phosphate binding; glycine binding
Source: RefSeq, a predicted model, not a curated record
UCAUAUGGAUGCGUCGGGAUGAUGCAAGUUCUUAUGCAAUUCUCCUGCAUCGGGGCCUGGAGAGACCCAACAUAUUCCUUGACUAUUUCCUCGCAGCGGUGAAAUCAAACUCAAUUGAGAGUAUCGGCAUAUUCUGAUUCGUUCUCCGCUUAUCGGCGGAACUUUGAGUAAAGCACUUCCCUCCGAAGGUCGGCAAACUGUAAACGUAGGAGAACACCCGACUUUAUGCGCUUAAACCAAGUUUUAUUUACCUAAAUUCCUCUCUCUAGCAUCAAAUACCGAACCUCGCUGGCUACUGUAUCUCAAACGAAGGUGUUCCCAGGCAAUUGAGUAGUUCCGGAGCUCGCCAGAGGCUAUCUGACCCCAGAGGAGGUCUUUCUAGUCAAGAUGCAAGCCUCCUUACGAUGCCUCACGGCGUCGACGUCGACGGCGGUUCUCACAGCCUCCAGAACCGCCACGACCUCACGCAGACUGUGUCACUUAGGCAGACGCCCAGCGGGUAUUCGUCCCGUUCGAGCGACGAGGACGUUCUACACGAGUUCGACCGCCGAGACCAAGGAACACGAUCCUUUCACGACCAAGGCUGGUGCCCAAUCCCCUCUUGCACCGGUCGACACCUUCGUCCGACGACAUGUUGGCCCAGAUAGCGCCUCCGCGGAUGAAAUGCUCAAGGCUCUCGAUCCCCCGGCAGCGAGCCUUGAUGAGUUCGUGAAGCAGGUUCUCCCCCAAGACAUCCUGUCAUCAAGGGACCUGAAGAUUGAACUUGGGAACGGAAAGUCCACUUCGGAUUCGGAAGGAUACUCCGAGACACAGCUUCUUGCGCGCCUGCGGACCAUUGCGUCGGGAAACAAGGUCCUAAGGAGUUACAUCGGUUGUGGAUAUGCGGGAACGAACGUCCCGGAGGUGAUCAAGCGAAAUGUCUUGGAAGGGCCGGGCUGGUAUACUAGCUACACCCCGUAUCAGCCGGAAAUCAGCCAAGGGAGGUUGGAGUCGCUGCUCAACUUCCAGACCAUGGUGUCCGACAUGACUGGCCUGGCCAUCGCAAAUGCUUCGGUCUUGGAUGAGCCCACAGCUGCUGCGGAGGCGAUGACACUGUCGCUGAACGCUUUACCAACAUCGCGAUUAAGACGGCAGAACAAGGCUUACUUUGUCUCGAACCUAUGCCACCCACAGACCAUUUCUGUGCUUCACGCACGCGCCGAAGGCUUCGGGAUCAAGAUCAUUACAGGUGAUCCCCUCGAGGACGGCUGCAAGGCGGUCAAGGAACUGGGAGAUGACCUUGUUGGUGUCUUGGUGCAAUACCCAAACACGACUGGCGGCACCGACGACUUCCAAAAUUUGUCUGACAUUGUACACCAGAUGGGAGGAACCGUGAGCGUCGCGACCGACCUCCUCGCUCUGACGGUGCUGAAGCCGCCGGGCGAGUUCGGAGCCGACGUCGCCUUUGGCAACGCCCAGCGGUUCGGUGUUCCUUUCGGUUAUGGCGGACCUCACGCCGCAUUCUUUGCUUGCAGUGAGAAGCAUAAGAGGAAGAUUCCUGCGCGUCUGGUCGGUCUGUCGAAGGAUCGAUUGGGCGACAGCGCCGCGAGAUUGGCGCUCCAAACUCGCGAACAGCAUAUUCGAAGAGAAAAGGCGACGAGCAAUAUCUGCACCGCUCAAGCUUUGUUGGCGAAUAUGAGCGCUUUCUACGCCAUCUAUCACGGUCCGGUGGGACUGAAGGCUAUUGCUCACCGAAUCCAGUUGCUCGCAAGAACCCUCCAAAAUGCCAUAUCUCAGCUCGGCUACACUGUCGGCUCAAAUACUUCACAGGACGCAUUCGGCCCAGUUGCAUUCGACACCAUGGUUGUGGAUCUCAGCAAUUCUAAAGCCAGCGCCAGCGAGGUCCUGAGCUGGGCAGUGGAGAACAAAGGCAUCAACUUACGAAAGGUUGAUGACACUCGAAUUGGUAUCACCGUCGACGAGACGGUAGAAAAGGAGGAUCUACAAGAUGUCGUGGACAUUUUCCGGCAGUUCAGCAUCGAACCCAAAGCUACUGACAUUGAAGCUAUUGCAUCAGAACUUAUAUCCUCUCAACAAAUUAGCGCUUUCGACCGAACAUCGGACUACCUUACCCAUCCCGUUUUCAACACACACCACUCAGAAACCGAGCUGCUCCGAUACAUCCAUCAUCUCCAGUCGAAGGACCUUUCUCUCACCCACUCCAUGAUUCCCCUUGGCUCAUGUACGAUGAAAUUAAACGCCACCACGGAAAUGGCUCCGGUCUCGUGGCCCGAGUUCUCAUCGAUCCACCCUUUCGUCCCGGUCGAUCAAGCACAAGGUUACGCAACUAUGGUGAAGGAGCUGGAGAAUGAUCUGGCCGAAAUUACCGGGUUCGAUGCCGUAUCGUUGCAACCGAAUUCAGGGGCGCAGGGCGAGUUUGCAGGCCUGCGUGUGAUCAGGAAGUUCCACGAUCAGCAGCCGGGCAAGAAACGAGACAUCUGCUUGAUUCCCGUCUCCGCACACGGGACCAAUCCAGCGAGUGCCGCAAUGGCUGGUAUGCGCGUCGUAACCAUCAAGUGCGACACGGGCACUGGAAACUUAGACAUGGAAGACCUCAAGGUCAAAUGUGCGAAGUACAGCGAAGAGCUGGGUGCCAUCAUGGUCACGUAUCCCAGCACGUUCGGCGUCUUCGAACCGAGCGUCAAGGAGGUGUGCGAGAUCGUUCAUCAACAUGGCGGCCAGGUCUACAUGGACGGAGCCAACAUGAACGCUCAAAUUGGUCUCUGCUCCCCCGGAGAGAUUGGAGCGGACGUCUGCCAUCUCAACCUUCACAAGACCUUCUGCAUCCCUCAUGGAGGCGGCGGCCCUGGUGUUGGCCCUAUCGGUGUCAAAUCGCACCUUGCUCCGUUCCUUCCAGGCCAUCCCCUCGUCCCAACUGGCGGCGAGCUGGCCAUUCCACCGGUCAGCGGGGCUCCAUGGGGUAGCGCCAGCAUCCUUCCCAUCAGCUGGGCAUAUAUUAAGAUGAUGGGAGGUCGGGGUCUCACCCAUGCCACCAAGAUCACCCUUCUCAACGCCAACUACAUCCUCUCUCGCCUCAAGCCGCACUAUGGGAUUCUUUACACGAAUCCCGCCGGACGCUGCGCCCACGAGUUCAUCUUGGACCUUAGCCCCUUCCAAAAAUCCGCCGGCAUCGAAGUCAUCGACAUCGCCAAACGGCUGCAGGAUUACGGGUUCCAUUCGCCCACGAUGAGCUGGCCCGUCGCCAACACGAUGAUGAUCGAGCCGACGGAGAGCGAAAGUAAGGAGGAGCUGGAUCGGUUCUGCGAUGCGCUGAUCUCCAUUCGCAAGGAAAUCGCGGAGAUCGAAAAAGGGGCGCAGCCGAAAACGAACAAUUUGCUGAAGAUGGCGCCGCAUACGCAGAAGGAUUUGCUGAGGAGCACUUGGGACCGUCCGUACGAGCGAGAGCGGGCGGCGUAUCCGCUGUCAUAUUUGAGGGAGAAGAAGUUCUGGCCCACCGUGGCGAGGUUGGAUGAUGCGUACGGCGACACCAAUCUGUUCUGCAGUUGCGCUCCAGUGGAUCCUAUAGAGUAACUUUUGGACGGAGAUUUCCAAGAAUUGUCAGCGGUGCUUUUUCAUGGUAGGCAGCUUGCUCUCCAUGGGCUCGCAGCCGCGUCGAUCCGGCCGCGGCCAAUGCCCUUUAUCACGCAGCAUACAUAUACACCGGCAUUCAGCUCGCUUGGAUCUAUGGUUCAACAGCUGCGCCUGAUGCAUCCUCGGAAGCCCGUUCAACAUUGGGCUUCGACGAUUAUCCGGCAUUAGAGGAAGUUUGAGG